AUGAAACAUCCAUCAAAUCACAAUAGUCCUAGAAACUGUAAAGAUAUUCAACUUCAAGUGCAUAAACCUAAUGAACUAUUAAUAGAGUUAACUGAUAGAAAUAACACCAAGAGAUAUGCUCAUUACACAUCUUUUGCCAUUGGUCCCGAAAUAGGAGGCUAUAAUUUGACGACAAUAGGUGGAUUUAGUGUGGGUGCUUGGUGGUACAAAAAAUGUUUCGAUAGUAAUCUCAAUGGCAAAUUUAUUAAUAUUAAGGAGCCAAGAAUAAUGAGAGGAAAAGGCAUUUCUUGGGUUAAUAUUUCGUAUCACGAGUACUACUUAUCUGGUAGCAGAAUGUUACUCAGACCACUUGGAAAUUAUUGA
Messenger RNA from Diabrotica balteata, 363 nucleotides. NCBI's taxonomy places the organism in Eukaryota, Metazoa, Arthropoda, Insecta, Coleoptera, Chrysomelidae. The record is from the annotation of a GenBank genome assembly.